AUGAGUCGACAAAGAACUUCUACCGACCCACAAAAUGCCCAGCCAAUUGUUGACAUGGCAGAUGCCAUUCAGGCAAUUCACGCAAUGGCUACUGCUAUUGCUCAACAAUCUGCAACUACUAUUCAACAAGCUGGAACUUUUGCCCAACAAGCUGCAAUCCGAGCUCAACGUGAGGCGCUAAGGGAUCAGAGAGAGGAAGUUGUUACUGCUGCGAGAGACCUGACAAGUUUUAAUCGUCAAAACCCACAAAAAUUCAAAGGGGAACAUGACCCGGACAAGGUGGAAUAUGCAACCUUUUUGCUUAGGGCAGAGGCUGAAUCCUGGUGGCAGGGUGCGAAGCAGCUAAUGGAGAGUAACAAUGAAGCACUUAACUGGGUAACUUUUAAACAGAAAUUUAUGGACAAGUAUUUCCCAUCAAGUGCUAGAUCUGAGAAAGAAGCACAAUUCCUCGGACUUUACCAAGGUAAUAUGACUAUCUCUGAGUAUGCUGACAAAUUUGACUCACUAGCCAAAUAUUUCUGCUAUUUUCGUGACCAUGUGGAUGAGAACUAUAAGUGUGAGAAGUUUGAGCAAGGACUCAGAUAUGAGAUUAAGGAAUCUGUGGAGCCCUUGGAGAUUCGUCAGUUCCAAGGACAUGUGAGUACUCAGUGCCCAGAAAGAGCGAGAGUCUGUUAUCUUUGCCAGCGACCGAGACAUUUUGCUAGGGAUUGUCGAGCACCAAGGAGAGAUCAUGUUCCAUCUACCAACAACAAUAAUGAUGAUAUCCACCCUACUGCUAAGGGACGUGCCUAUAACAUUAGAGGAGAGGAAGCUUCAAAUUCCUCAGGAUUAAUUCAGGGUGAGUGUGAAAUUGCAGACAAACUAUUUCUAACAUUAUUUGAUUCUGGUGCUACUCAUUCUUUCAUCUCUGUGGAGUGUGUAAAUUCUGUACAGCUACUUGUUACUUCACUACCUUUUGAUUUGGUGGUCACAAUACCAUCUUCUGAACCUGUAAUACUUAAUGAAGCUUGCUUACAAUGCCCCUUAACUAUCUUGGGCAUGAAAUUCAAAGCCGACUUGAUUUGCAUUUCCCUAAAACAUCUGAGAGUGAUCCUUGGUAUGGACUGGUUAUCUAGUCAUCAUGUUCUUUUGGAUUGUGCUCGAAAGUCUUUAAUCUUUCUAGACCCCGAUGUUUCUCGAUUUCUAAAUAGCAACCGAUUGAAAAUUUCUUUGAAGGGAGGCAUCCAGAAGUAUGUGUUCUUAAAUUCUGUCAGCAUGAAACUAGAAGUGGAGAUUAAUGAGAUACAAGUGGUAAGAGAUUUUCCAAAGUAUUUCCAUUAG
Molecule: messenger RNA, 1320 nt
Organism: Lathyrus oleraceus (garden pea)
Lineage: Eukaryota; Viridiplantae; Streptophyta; Magnoliopsida; Fabales; Fabaceae
Exons: 3
Coding region: 1-1320 (439 amino acids)
Molecular function (GO): nucleic acid binding; zinc ion binding
Source: RefSeq, a predicted model, not a curated record